This is a messenger RNA of Oryctolagus cuniculus (rabbit), 4870 nucleotides long. The record is from RefSeq and is a predicted model, not a curated record. Lineage: Eukaryota; Metazoa; Chordata; Mammalia; Lagomorpha; Leporidae.
GGCAGCCGUGGGCCGUCUCCAGGCCGUCUCCAGGCGCCUGUGCUUGGAGCUGCAGGAAGAGCGAGAGCUGCAGUCGAAAACCAAGGCCGUGCUGAAGGAGAACGAGCAUUCUCUGUGGCACAUUGAGAUGGAGGAGGGGCGGUUCGAGGACGCCUGGAAGCCCUACCAGGAGCAGGCCAAGGCCGCGGAGCGGUUCCGUGAGGCGCGUGGGGCCCAGCAGCUCCGCAGGGAGAAAGAGGCCUUGGGCAAGGCGGAGAGAGACCAGCUGCUGAGGGUCCGGCGAUCCCUGCACACCCAGAAGGAGCGCGGGCUCCGGCACCAGCAGCUGGUGGAGGCCGCGCAGAGGAGCCACCGGGCCGCCGUGGGCUUCCUGAAGGCGUCGUUGGGAAGAGUCCGGGAGCGGGAGAGGCAGCAGGAGCUGGAGUGCCGUGAGCACCUGCAGCGGCGCAUGGACGCGGUGCUGGCGCUGAAGAACAGCAUCGCCGCCAACCGGGAGACGCUGCGGAAGUUCCACGCCUGGGGCCAGGCCAGGGCGGAGGAGGCGGCGCGGAAGGCGCAGGCGGAGGAGGAGGCCGUCCGGGCGCAGGGCGGCGACGCCUUCAAGCACCUUGCCCACCAGCGCCGUCGCCACCAGCUGGAGGCCCAGCGGCGGGCCUUUGAGGAGGAGCAGAAGCUGCGCACGCGCGAGAUCGUCAGCCGGAUUUUGAAAGAGGAGGCCGGGGAGGAAAACCGGAGGAAGAACCCGCAGCAGGCCGUCCACACCGGCAAGCGGCGGACCCUGCGGGACAGGACCUGGCGCUACGUCUCCGACCUCGCCGAAGGGAAGCCCGUGGCCCAGAGCACCUGCGGCGCGCUGGAGAGCGCUGCCGCGGCUCCCGAGCCUGCCUUGGUGAAGGCCACCUCCAGCGAGUCCGUGCAGGGGGAGCCUGGCACCACCAACCCGGAGGAGGAGACGCUGGCAGAGCCUGAGAUCCCGGGGCUGUGGAAGGAGGACUCCAAGCCGUACCAGGUGCCCAAGGAGGAGGUGGAACGGAAGCCCCCGGGCGGGACCAAGAUGGAGAAGGACAUCCUGGCGCGCACGCUGCAGCGGCUGCGGGAGGGGCUGGUGCACAGGCAGGUGGUGUCGGGGCGCGAGUUCACGGGCCGCCCCUUCAACAGCAAGCCCGAGCUCAUCCACUUCCAGGACUUCGAUGUCGGCAAAGUGUACAAGAAGAAGAUCACGCUGGUCAACGCCACCUACACCAUCAACUACUGCCGGCUGCUGGGCGUGGAGGAGCAGCUGAGGGACUUCAUCCACGUCGACUUCGACCCCCCGGGCCCCAUGUCGGCUGGGAUGUCCUGUGAGGUGUACGUCACCUUCAAGCCCAUGAUAAAUAAGGAUCUGGAAGGAAAUGUCUCGUUUCUGGCUCAGACGGGCGGAUUUUCUGUCCCACUGAAAUGUUCCACCAAGAAAUGCUCCGUGUCCCUGGACAAGGAGCUCAUCGACUUUGGCAGCUACUUGGUGGGUGAGACUGGGACCAGGACGCUCACGCUGACCAACGUCGGGGGCCUGGGCGCCAGGUUCCAGUUACUUCCGGCCUCCGAGUACGACGAGCCGGAGGAUUCGCAGUCUGGGCGCAGAACAAGCAGCCUCUGCACGUUCGAAGACAAAAGCGUUUACGAGAAGGCGGUCAGCAGUCUCUCUGAGGUGCAGCUGGACGGCAAUGAGUCCUCUCCGCUGGACGCCCAGAGCCGGAAGGGGUCGGAGAAGCUGCAGGACGCCCCUUGUCUUCCAGAACCAGAGGGAGCAUUUGCGGCCCCUGUGGUGACGACGAUGCCUCCCAGCGAGGGACAGAUGGAGAUCACGCUGGGGGAGGAAACAGAGGGCGAGAUCGGGCCCUUCUGCUCGGUCAAGGUGCCGCUCACCUUCAGGCCUGUCAUCCCGGGAGAGGUCCAAGCCAGGUUCAAGGUGGUGUUUAAGAACCCACAGUGCCCGACGUUGUAUUUCAGAGUCGUCGGGGUUGCCUUGGACGUGCCCGUCUGGGUGCCGAAGCCCAGCGUGGACCUGAAGAUCUGCAUGUAUGGCCGUCUCUACCAGGACUCCAUCCUCGUGCACACACGGUCGAAGGCCGCCCUGCGUCUGAAGUUCGAAGUGUGCCCAGAGCUGCGGGGCCACAUGGAGCUGCUGCCCGAGACAGGCUACAUCCAGGCCCUCUCGUCCUACACCGUGCAGCUCAAGUUCCUGCCCCGGCACUCCCUUCCAGAGGACGCACACAAGUAUUUCGACCCCGAGAGCCGCGUCCUGGAGGCCCCGAUGACCAUAUGGGUGGCUGACCAGGUCAAGCCAGUGGGCUUCACCGUCCACGCCGUGGUCACCACCUCGGACCUGGAGAUGACCCCCUCCCAGCUGGACUUUGGCCACUGCACCGUCUACGAGGCCGUCAGGGCCGAGAUCGACCUCUUCAACCACUCGCUGCUGCCCCAGGAGUUUGGCUUCGUCGGACUCCCCAAGUUUGUGGACAUCCAGCCCAACGAUGGGUUCGGGACAAUCCUGCCCCUGGAGACCGUGCAGCUGGAGGUCACCUUCCAGCCCACGCGGGCCAAGGAGUACAGCUUCGAGCUGGUCUGCAAGUCUGAGAUUAACCGGUGCUUCAAGCUGUCCUGCCGAGCCGUGGGGGUUCACCCACCCCUGGAGCUGUCCCACUACCACAUCAAGUUUGCGGCCACAGCGCUGUACAGCACGUCGGUGGCCGCGGUCUACGUGAUCAACUCACACCUGAGCAUGAACUCGCUGACCCACUCGGUGCCGCGCAUCGGCUCGGAGGAGCCCUCCCCGGUGGGGCCCACAUCUUUCGAGUUCCUGCUGCCCCCGGACUCGCCCAUCACCAUCUCACCCUCGGUGGGGACCGUGCUGCCGGGAAAGAGGUGCCUGGUCCAGGUGGCCUUCCGGCCCGUGCUACCCAAUGAUCUGAUCCGCCAGGAAGCCCUCCAGACCCUGAGCAAGGAUACGGAGUCCAAAUCGCUCCGGAAAGACACCAUCACCCAGAGGAAGGAGUUCCGGAGACAGUCCCUGGCCCCGAUGCGCCUGCAGGGCCGCGACCGCUACCGGGCCUCCAUCUCCCACAGCCUGGGGCUACAGAGGCAGGAGCUCAAGGCCAGUGCCGAAGAGUUCCAGGCUGCCCAGGCCGCGCUGGCCAGGGCCUUCCAGGGCAAGUUCAACAAGUUCGUGGUUCCCUGUGUGGUCGCCAGCGGUGACAUCAAGGACAGGAAGGGAGCAGAGCCCCUGACCUUCAGCCCCCACAACACCCUGUACCUGGAGCUGUGGUGCCCAACGGUGGCACCGCCCAUCGUGGUGACGUCCGACAAGGGCAAGACCGUCUUCAACUUUGGCGACGUCGCCGUCGGACACCGCGGCAUCAAGAAGGUCUCGAUCCAGAACAUCUCCUCCGAGGACCUCGUGGUGGAGUUCUCGCUGCUGAACCCCGACGGCCCCUUCGUCCUGCUGAAUCCCCUGAGCAGGCUGCACGCGGGCGAGACCCAGGCCCUGGUGCUGUGCUUCUCCCCCCACGAGAGCACCCUGGCUCAAGAAACGCUGGACGUGGCUACCAAGAGAGGCACCCUCACCCUCACCCUCCUGGGCACUGGCGUGGCACCGCUGAUCACGUGCUCCGUGGACGGCGGCGUCCUCAACAUGGGCUACGUGAUCGCCAGGGAGUCGGUGUCCUCGACCUUCAAGCUGCAGAACGACUCCUCGCUGCCCAUCAAGUUCUCGCUGCGGCUGGAGAGCCUCUCGCCCACUAGGGCCCAGGACCGGCAGCAGCUGCCGCGGUUCCUCGCCUCGCCCGCCCAGCGGACGGAGGUCGUGGGCUCCAGGUGGUGCUCUUCGAAAAGUCUCCCACCAGAUCCUGCUGAAGGGCGCGGCCCGCGAGCACAUGAUGUUCGUGGAGGGCGGAGACCCCCUGGACGUGCCCGUGGAGUCUCUGGCCGUGGUCCCUGCCUUCGACGCGGAGCACAGGGAGGACACGGAGGAGCUAAAGCACUUGCUAGUGACCUUGGACUACGUCCAGUACGACACAGACCCGUCGGCCCCACCUGCCACGCGGGAGCUGCAGGUGGGCUGUAUCCGGACCACCCAGCUGUCCCCAAAGAAGAUGGUGGAGUUCAGCCUGGACAGCGUCGCCGCCCUGCAGCACAAGGGCUUCUCCAUCGAGCCCUCGCGGGGCGUGGUGGAGCGGGGCCAGACCAAAACCAUCAGCGUCUCCUGGGUGCCGCCUGCCGACUUCGACCCGGACCACCCGCUCAUGGUGUCAGCCCUGCUUCAGCUCAGAGGGGGCGUGAAGGAAACCUACAAGGUCAUCUUCGUGGCCCACGUGGUGACCAGCCCCUGAGCCCCAGGAGCCUCUGCACAGAGUCCCCGGGACCCUCGCCCAGGGACCUGGCGUCCGGGAUCCGCCGCUGCCCGGCCCCACAGCCAGGGCCCCCUGGUCCCACAGACAUGGCCACUGCUGCCGCCCCGGCCCCAGCGGGCCCAGGGCCCAAGAGCACCUGUGCCCAGAUCCCACCGCAGAGCCGCUGGCCAGGCCGGUCCUGCUCACAGACAGCCCCUCCACGGAGCUCCUGGGGCCCCGGCCCCACCCGCACAAUAAACCCUCGCGAGGCAGCGCGUGCGGCCUGUGUCUGUGGGCGACAGCGGCCGACUUGCUGGGGCAAGCAAGGAGAGGGAGGACAGGGCCCCCGGGGCUCGCCCUGAAACACGGGCCCCCUGGAGGCCACCCUGGCCGCCUGGGUGCUGCGGUAGAGCAAGGCGGAGCUUGAGGCUGGCCCAGACCCAGAGAAGCCCAACCAGGGGCAAAGAGGGCGGGGGCCUCCAGCCCCCCAGGCCUCCCACGCC